Molecule: messenger RNA, 351 nt
Organism: Zygosaccharomyces rouxii
Lineage: Eukaryota; Fungi; Ascomycota; Saccharomycetes; Saccharomycetales; Saccharomycetaceae
Gene: LSM7
Product: Sm-like protein LSM7
Exons: 2
Coding region: 1-351 (116 amino acids)
Biological process (GO): mRNA splicing, via spliceosome; nuclear-transcribed mRNA catabolic process
Cellular component (GO): spliceosomal tri-snRNP complex; U12-type spliceosomal complex; U6 snRNP
Molecular function (GO): RNA binding
Source: RefSeq, a predicted model, not a curated record
AUGAGCGAAAGCACUGAGCCAAGACAGGAUCCACCACCACAACAGCAGAGAAAGAAAUUUGAAGGACCCAAAAGAGAGGCAAUCCUCAAUUUGGCCAAGUAUAAGGAUACAAAAGUCCGUGUAAAAUUAAUGGGAGGCAGAUUGGUAGUAGGUGUAUUAAAGGGCUAUGACCAACUGAUGAACCUAGUGCUUGACGAAACUAUUGAAUAUAUGAGGGAUCCCGAAGAUAGUUCGUUCAUUCUCAAGGAUAAGACAAGGGAAUUGGGAUUAAUUGUGAUCAGAGGGACCGUACUACUGUCCCUCAGCCCACAGGAUGGUUCAGAAAUAGUUAGCAUUCAAGAUACCGAUUAA